Molecule: messenger RNA, 1035 nt
Organism: Enterobius vermicularis (human pinworm)
Lineage: Eukaryota; Metazoa; Nematoda; Chromadorea; Rhabditida; Oxyuridae
Source: the annotation of a GenBank genome assembly
AUGUCUUCUUCAGUCGGACGUCAAACACUAGCUGGUGCACAGCCCAUAUGGCUCGGGUUAAAAGCUGCGCGGGGUGGUUGGCUGUGGGCUGAUGGAACUGAAGUCAAGUACGUGAACUGGUAUACCACACAACCGGAUAAGUGUUGCGGUGAAGACGUAUCGUGUGCAACAACAAAUUGGAUCUUUGACAAUGGCAAAUGGUUUGACACUUCAUGUCAAGCCCUUAGCGGAGUCGUUUGCAAAUAUAACCCAAAAUCAAGACGCACACCUCUCCCUGCCGAAAUGAUCGAGUAUAAAACAACCAUCAGAGCAGAUUCAGGUUUAGCAGAAUACAAUCCAAUAUGGAUCGGGUUAAAUAGGAUUAAGAAUCGGUGGUUUUGGAAUGAUCUCACUGAUAUGAAGCACAAAAACUGGCAGCAGUUUCAACCGGAUAUGUGUUGUGGUUCACACGUGAAUUGUGCUGAAUUGAGGUGGAUUCAUAAUAAAGCAAAGUGGUUCGAUACAUGUUAUUUCGAUGUAAAUUCUCCCGCUAGCACUCCAGUACCAAUUUGGUGCAGAUGCCCAAGAAACUGGGUUGUUUAUAAUGAGCACUGUUAUCAGAUAUAUAAGUCAUCUGCCGGACCUCUGACAACUCCAAUUGCUGCAGCAAAGUGUCGUCGUCUAGGUGCCGAACUUGCCGAAGCGUGUACAGAUACAGAGUUCUCGCUGUUUGAAAAAAUGGUCGAACCGUUUGAAACUCAAAAUCCUUUGUUCGGCAUGAUGGUGGAUAAGCUGUUUGGUGGCUGCUCUGUAUCACCAGCUCAUGGCAAAACUGUCUGCUGCCAUAUAAACUGGCUAUAUGGCACUCCAGCGUUUGGUGCUCUUUAUUCGACAACGUGUCCGACUUCUAAUCAAGAUGUUUAUUUGUGCCAUACCAUGUCGACAUCGAUUGAGGCGCCUGUCUUUUGCUCGAAAACAGCCAGUUGGCUCGGCAACAAAUUCUACCAGGUUGAUACGCGUCUUGAUAGCAGCCACCAUAUUGCACCUCAGAAAUAG